This is a messenger RNA of Exaiptasia diaphana, 1688 nucleotides long. RefSeq names its product E3 ubiquitin-protein ligase TRAIP. The record is from RefSeq and is a predicted model, not a curated record. Gene Ontology annotation, molecular function: zinc ion binding. The transcript has 12 exons. Bases 178 to 1488 code for a protein of 436 amino acids. NCBI's taxonomy places the organism in Eukaryota, Metazoa, Cnidaria, Anthozoa, Actiniaria, Aiptasiidae.
GCUCCAUUCUUUGAAGUACUUCUGAGAUAUUUUUCUCGUUGUUUCAGUAUGAAAUAAUGUAGAUUAGUAUUGUUGUCUGGAGUGACAUUGAAGUAGCUGGUGUCUUUAGUGCUGUGAAUGGAUUUCGUCAUGCAUAUAGUUGGUUGAGAGGGCGAUUUUUAAACUAUUCUUGUUGCUAUGAUUCGAGGUUACUGCACUGUUUGCCAAGAUUUAAUAUCGCAUAUACCAGGACGAGAACAAGGAGGCGAAGUUGCUUGUGGACCAUGUGGUCACGUAUUCCAUUUAAUGUGUCUGAGUACUUGGCUCAAUCGAAAGAAAACAUGUCCUAAAUGUAGAGAGAAARUCAGUAAACCAACAGUUUUGUACAUUGAUGAGGAACAACAAAGCGAUGAAUCAUGUGACGAUGACGCACAGACACUAAGGGCUAAGUUGGAGCACCUGAAAUGUUUAAUAAAGCAAAAAGAUGAAGAAAACAGUACUUUGAUUAGUAAAACAAUACAAUUUCAAGAUAAUCUUGAAGACAUUAAUAUGAAAUUGACCUCCAUUACAAARCAACUGAAAUCUGAGAAGUCUGUCAACACUGCUUUGAAGAAACAAAUGAAUUUCUUGAAGAAGCAGGASGUUGAAGUUGCUGAAGCAAAGAAAGAAGCCAUGUCAUCUAAACAGGAACUCCAGAGGCUUUCAAGGUUGAAAAUAYUGGUAGAAGGAAGCCGGGAAGAUGUUGACGAUAUGCUUCAUAGUAUAAGACAUGAYGGCAGUGCAACAUCAGAGAUGAUCACACAGCUAGUAAUAUUGAAAAAGGAGCUUGAAAAGAUCAAAGAAAGCAGAAAUAAAGCCAGGCAGGCCAAGGAGAAUUGUGAGAGAGAAAUGACUAAACUYAAACAAGAGCUGUCAUCUAAAGACAUUGAGGUUCAUGAAGCCAAGGAGCAAUUGCAGCUGACAGAAAGUUACUUAUCAAGAUCUGAAGACGAAAAUUCUAGCCUAAAGAAGAAGCURUCAAAGUUAGAGCAAGCUUUCAAUUCUCCCAGCCCGCGCAGUAGCGCCAUUACAAGACUCAUGAGAGAGAGUCCGGCCCCAAUGGAGCUAAAACGACCAAGGCUAACAGCUCCAGAAGACGACUCAGAAAAUGACAUUCUGGCAAAUAACGGGCCUUCAAGACACRAURAACCAGAUACCGAAAUGGARCAAGCCGCUAAAGGAAUGGGACUUCAAGUUGUCAAAACAACCUCUGCCCAGUUCAAGAAGCCCAUCCGUGCCCCACAACGACCUCCUCUGCUAACGUUACACGCUAARAAACGACGARUCGAGGAGGGUGUGAUAAGGAAGGGUUUUGACGGGCUUGGAGGMCAUACACAGUUUUUAAAGCCGUCCAAACCAAGAGGUCCUAUAAAGAAAGUAGCAAGACCAGCAACUAUAUCGAAGUUCAUCAAGACAACAGUCGAUGGAAAGCCGCCGCCAUUACCGGUAUUGAACCUAGAUGAUUUGUGAAUACUGUAGUUUAACCUAAAUACCAUUUGCGCGACGGGUCUCGUGUUGUAUGUAAUCAACCGUGAAAUUGCUGCGACUUUCAAGUAAUCAAUAGAUCUCUGAACCUUUUACGUCACUACUUGAUUUUCAAUGCAUUGUGGGAUCAAUUUCUAGAGAAAACAAAAGAAAUCCUCCAUGUUCUGUCCCAAACAUGUCCUACA